CCCUUCCGUACGUUCAACAGUCGAUUAAAUUCCAGUUAAACAAAUAAAAAAUAAAGAGCAUUCAUAGCGCAGAGAAUAAAAUGCACCCCGUCGACUGGUCCCUUUGACAGGGGGACUACUAGGCGGCGGCGCUAGUUAAAAUAAAAAUAAAAAUCCAAAUAAUGGUCCAAGGCAUCCACGUCAGAAUAUCCAGGAACAAUGAGUGCCUAUUUGAAAAAUCGAGUGGAGAGGCACCCAGGAACCUCAAGUCCUUGACGAAUGACUUGAAAGAGAUGCAGAAAAAUGUCAAUGACAUCCUGACGAUUCUCGUGGAAUCUGGGAAAGGUCAUGAAGCUGAGAGUGAAGAAGAGGAUGAUGAUGAUGAGGACCUGGAAGGGUUUAACCCCAAAAAAUGUAGAUUGGGAGAAUGAACGGUGGAGUUGAGCACCAGAACGAGAAUACGCAGACGCGGACCGGUUUCAUGGAUUAAUAAAAGUCAUUUAUGUUCUGUACUGUAUUCGUUUAUGUGAAAUAAAACAUUCUGGGGUAUUUGGAAUAUUCCGUGGCAUCUGCUGGGGACAAUUGUUUUAUGUGAUUCUUAGACGAGACUUAGAAACUUUAUGAUCUCUUGGUUGUGGUAAUUGCUCGGGUAAUAAAGUCAUAAAUGACGUAGAUGAAGUGAGAACAGCUGGUUAUAGCAAUAUUCACGAUUUUUAAGCCGAGGGUGAAGUACUUGUUGUCAACAAUUUAAAAAAUGUCAACUGCCCUGUCGAAUCAAGCUCAGCUCCGCUACAUGGUGGAAUGGUUCACGGAAUGGUCAGAGAUGCAGAGAGGUGAUUUUAUGAGUGUCCUGAUCGCUUGCUGCGGUCCCAGGGACCUGGUGAACGGUCUUGUACCCACGAUUGAGGCCCUGAACUGCAACGACGAGCCAUCAAGACCGACGAGCCUCUUCCAGUGUCGAGUUAAAUUAUUCAAAGAGUGGAGCCAGAAUUGGUCACAGCAGGAUAAGGAGUCCCUCCUGACCUCCAUCAAGAACAUCGAUCCAAAAUUCGCUGAGAAAUAUGAGCGAAAGCUCAUCGAUGGUCACGAUCACGAGGAUGAGCCAGAGAAUGGCUUUCCAGACUGUCCCUCGCCUGUCAAAACCUCCGAGGAGUCAUGAUCUGGCUCCACAAUAACUCCACACUAGACUAGUUUUUUUUUUCAUCGUAGGGAAAUUCAAUAACUCCAAUCCGAGAAAAUGAUUUUUCUCUAUUUUUGUAUCCAGAGCUGCUAGUCUGCUUUAUUAUCGAACUCAAUUGAACAUUCCAUCAAUGACAUUCCAUUGUGUAAAUAAUUUAUUAUCAGACGAUUACACGCAUCGAAAAUUUUGUUCUCGUAGAAAUUUUUAGUAUUAUAUUCAUUCUUUAUGAGUAUGCUAUGGGUAUCUGACUGUGCAGCUUCAUCGUUAUAUUUUUACAAAUUCGUCGGCUAAUCUAGACACAAGAGAAUAAUUAAAUCUAAUUCUCAUAAAUAUAUAAUAUAUUUUAUACGAACAUAUCACGUUGUGUUUACAUAUCACAGUUUACAUUUCCGCCUCUUAGUGCGAAUGAAAUAUCAAAAUGCAUCAUUUUGACGAGGAAAAAUUGGCAGUUGUCGUAAUAAACGAUCAAAUUAUUCCUAAAA
Messenger RNA from Fopius arisanus, 1641 nucleotides. RefSeq lists its product as uncharacterized. Lineage: Eukaryota; Metazoa; Arthropoda; Insecta; Hymenoptera; Braconidae. The transcript has 3 exons. The record is from RefSeq and is a predicted model, not a curated record. Bases 734 to 1138 code for a protein of 134 amino acids.